AUGGGCAAGAAGCUAGCGCAACCAAUGAUCGUCACUAAGCCGGAUGUGGUGAUUGUAGGCGGCGGUGCAGGUGGCGUGGCCGUCGUUCUGCACCUUAUUGAGCAAGCCAAGAAGGGACGAGUGCUUCAUGAAAUUGCCAUCAUAGAGAAGAGAGACAUCCUGGGUCCCGGCCUGGCCUUCUCCACCGACUGCCAUGGCACGAUUCUCAACAUGCACUCCGAUACGAUGGGCAUCUACAACGAAAACCCCCGAGACUACACACAGUGGCGCAAGAGCCACGAGGACGGACCCUUUCCCUCCCGAGUAGACUAUGGCACAUACCUUCAAGAGCGCUGGCUACGGGCCAUUGAAGAAGCGCAUGGUCUUGGCAUCACGAUUGCGUCCGUCCAGGCUGGCGUAACAGACAUUGACCGUGUCGGGGACUCCUGCUUCAUGGUCACGCUCGACAAUCAAAGCACCCUGACCGCCCACUCGGUCGUCCUCGCCCUCGGCAACUUUACCGGGUCGGCCAACGCCCACCUCGUCGGCAAGCCAGGCUACUACCCCAACCCGUGGCCCACCACGCAGCUCCGGGCCAUCCCGCCCACGGCGCACGUCCUCGUCGUCGGCUCGCGGCUCUCGGCCGUCGACGCCGCGCUCUACCUCUCGGAGAACGGCCACCAGGGGCCCAUCACAUUCAUGUCGCGCAGCGGCAAGCUGCCGCGCGUGCAGGGCGACCCCGUGCCCAACCCGCGCCGCUACGUCCUGCACGAGCUCGCGCGCCAGGUCGAGGGCAACCCCAACGAGAGCCUCCUGCGCCUCACCAGCGCCCUGGUCGAGGAGAUCUCGCUGGCCACCGGCGGCGACUGGAGCUGGAUGCUGGAAAAGGACUCGCCGCUGGAGCAGCUCGAGACGGACCUCGCGGCCGCGCAGGAGGGCAGGGUAUGCUGGCAGUCUAUCCUCAACGGCACCGCCCCGGUGAUUGAGAGAUACUGGAACUCACUGUCGCCGACGAGUCAGCAGCUCUUCAUGGAGAAGUUCAACAGUGCUUGGAUGACGUACCGUCAUGCGAUGCCCGUCAAGAAUGCCAAGCGUGUUCUCAACCUGCUCAAAAAGUCCCAGCUUCAGGUCGUGCGAGGCGACAGUAUCUCUUGGGACGGCAUUUUCAAGGCCAAGACCUCGGCCGGUGUCCUGGAGACCCCGUAUGUCGUCGAGGCUACUGGUCAAGAGAGCCACUUCAACCGCAUCAACUCUCCCCUGCUCAAGUCGGCGGUUGCCAAGGGCCUGCUGACGCCGCACGCCGCCGGUGGAGUCGUGGUCGAUUUCCAGAGCCUGCAAGCAUCAAAGGGCCUUUACGUCAUGGGAUCACUGACAAGAGGCACUCACUUCUAUGUCAGCGCCACGGAUCGUGUGGCCGCCCACGCGUCCCGCAUCGCAAAGUCGCUCACCUCGGAGCCAUUCUCCUCCCAUCUACACACUGCCAUCUUUGUCGGCGGCGACCUUGUCUCUCAUCUAAUGGCCAGUAAGCUGGUCCCCGAGCUCAUCCAAGCCGGCCACGUACCAUAUCUAUUCCUGGCAUCCUCAUCUGCUUCCGAGUCCAAGAAGCAAAAGGGGGCUCUCUCCGAGUUCCCCGAGCUUGCUUUUUUCGAGAACGAGCUGUUGCAGAAUCAUGUCAUUCCCUACUUCAAAGACAAGAACGCAGAGGAUGCCAAGAGCCCGACUGUCCGCCAAUUAGCCACGAAGUACGGCAUCUUGGUGCAGCAGCUUCCUGCGCCUGGCGACAAGUCAUUUGCCGAGACUAUGAGCAAGCAUCACAUUGACGUCGGCUUGUCCCUCAUCUCUACCGAUAUUUCCAGCGACGACGUCUUGGGAUACUUUUCCAACGGCAAGAAGCUCCUGCACCUACACUCGGAGAACCUGUCGUCGUACCGCGGCGUCAUGUCCGCCGCCCGCGCGAUGAAGAACAAGGAGAGCCACUUCAUCUACUCUCUCCGUGAGAUGAAGCAAAACACCACUCUCGGUUCUGUCAUUGACGUUCGCAAGCAUGCGAUUGAUUACUCCAAGUCCACGCUCGCCUGCAUGAACGACGUGUACGCUCUCGGCAUCGACAUGACCCUAAGCGCGGUGGGCAAAAUCGCCCGCGGCGAGGACCUCGGUGCUGUAAACUCCGUCGACGAGAGCGACGUGCCUAGCCGUCCAUCCAAAGAGGAGCUGGACGAGUACGCCGCCAGCAUCGUCCAGAUCUUGGUUGAUUCGUUCGCCUCGACACAAAAGAAGGACGAUUUCCAGUCACAUAUCCUGGGAGUCGUUAGGGAGUGGUCGGACAAGAACUAUGCCCAGGCAUGA
Molecule: messenger RNA, 2325 nt
Organism: Akanthomyces muscarius
Lineage: Eukaryota; Fungi; Ascomycota; Sordariomycetes; Hypocreales; Cordycipitaceae
Exons: 1
Coding region: 1-2325 (774 amino acids)
Biological process (GO): biosynthetic process
Source: RefSeq, a predicted model, not a curated record